AUGUCUCUAAAAGGAACAAGCCGCAACAUCAUCGUUGCGGGAGGCAGUGGGAGGCUGGGUAGCUAUAUUGUCUCAGGCCUUCUCGCAAAGGGCAUCCACAAUAUCAGUGCCAUUAGCCGUGUCGGCUCAACGGCGCAGUUCCCUUCUGGAGUGACGAUUCAUCGGGGAUUAUAUACCGAUGAGACAUUUCUGAAUACAGUGCUGCAAAAGCAAGACGUUCUCAUCGUCUGCCUGGCCAAGGCAACGCUGGACUUUCAGUUGCUUCUCAUCCGUGCAGCUGCCAAGGCAGGGGUGCCGUAUGUUCUGCCAUCGGAAUAUGGGGUGGAUAGCUCCAGCAAAGAAGUUAUCAAACAUCUUCCUGUAAUAAAGAGAAAAGUGGAGGCCCGAGAGCUAAUUGAAGAACUGGGAGUGAGCUCCUGGAUUGCUGUUGCUUCCAAUCCCUUAAUUAGCUUCCAUGUCCGCAACCUCAGGCUGGGAAUUGACGUCAAGAACCGCACGGCCACAAUAUGGGAUAAUGGAACCCGAAAACGGCCGCUCACCACGCUUGAGAUGCUUGGAAAAAGCGUUGCUGGCCUCUUGAGUCUCCCAGAAGAGGAACUUGCCACGAACAAGAAUCAGCAUGUCUAUAUCAGUUCAUUCUACGUUAGUCAGCGUGAUAUACUAGCUAGCGUCAUUCGAGCGACCGGAACCAAGGAGAAGGACUGGACAAUAGAAAAUGUGAAGCUAGAUGAUUUUCUCGCGGAGAAACGGGCGGAAUUCGACCGAGGCAACCUUCCCAUCAUAGAAAAAAUGAUUCUUCUGGUCGCCUUUAAGGAUGGACUUAAUGAUUUUCAGUCGGUUGUCAAUUACAAGAGACUUGGCGUCGAUCCGGAAAGCUUGGACGAUUUUAUAAAACAGGAGGUGCGCGAUUACCAUCUGUAA
This is a messenger RNA of Talaromyces proteolyticus, 921 nucleotides long. RefSeq lists its product as uncharacterized. Gene Ontology annotation, molecular function: oxidoreductase activity. NCBI's taxonomy places the organism in Eukaryota, Fungi, Ascomycota, Eurotiomycetes, Eurotiales, Trichocomaceae. The transcript has a single exon. The coding region runs from base 1 to 921 and encodes 306 amino acids. The record is from RefSeq and is a predicted model, not a curated record.